Fonsecaea monophora is the source of this 1182-nucleotide messenger RNA. Its product is annotated as hsp60-like protein. Gene Ontology annotation, molecular function: aldehyde-lyase activity. NCBI's taxonomy places the organism in Eukaryota, Fungi, Ascomycota, Eurotiomycetes, Chaetothyriales, Herpotrichiellaceae. Bases 1 to 1182 code for a protein of 393 amino acids. The transcript has 2 exons. The record is from RefSeq and is a predicted model, not a curated record. Gene Ontology annotation, cellular component: cytoplasm.
AUGGCUCCUUUCGUCGAGACACUGAGAAACCGAGGGCCCUUCUUGGGCACCUUCGUUACGCUUACCUCGACGUUAUCCGCUUCUAUCGUGGGCGCCUCCGGAUAUGACUGUGUGAUCAUUGACAUGGAGCAUGUUCCUGUCUCAGCUCUAGAAGCUACGCAUAUUGUCCAUACGAUAAGUUCGGCGUCCAAGGGCACCUGUUUGCCUCUCGUUCGGGUACCGUCUCAUGGGGUGGAAUGGAUCAAAUGGGGCCUCGAUAGCGGCGCUUCCGGCAUUGUCAUCCCCAUGGUCAAUACUGUUGAAGAAGCUCGCCAAAUUGUGCAAAAGGCUCGAUAUCCGCCUCUUGGCCAGCGAAGCUUUGGGCCAGCCUAUGCGCCCUUUGCCGACCCGGCAUCCGAUCGAUCAAUCGGCCAGUAUUUCGGGGACACUGCCCCAGGAUUAGCCGUCUUUCCGAUGAUCGAGUCUGCCAGCGGUGUUGAGAAUGCCGAUGCUAUCCUAGCGACGGAAGGUGUCAGUGGCGCCUUUGUCGGGCCUUUCGAUCUGCGAUGUUCGCUGGGUCUGCCUGGUGGUGACGGGAAAGAGGAUCGCUUCCUUGAUGCUCUCAAACGGAUUGUUGCAGCAGGAAAGAAGGUCGGCAAACCUUUGGGUAUUUACACCGGGUCCAAGGAACAAAUGGAGCGUAAUUUGAGCCUGGGCUUUGAGUACAUUCUCUACCAUGGUGAUUCGACCCUCCUUGCCGUGGCAGCCAAGGCUUCAGUUGAGGAAGGAAGGUCAGUGAUUCAGCAGAAAUUCUGGGGAGCGUCGACCACGACACUGACCAGGCUGGCUGAUUUCGAGAGGAAGCUGCGACCGAUGGUCCCCAAGGCACAGCAAGAAGAGCCUGGAGACAAGGAAGGCCAAGAGAAUGUGUCACUGGUAUCAGAGCAGAGAUGCGUCUUGGAGACCGCCACGCAGCUUGAUAGCUAUCCACCAGGGAUUGAGAUUGUACCCGCGACCACCGACGGACAGUUUAGUUCCGCUCAAACUCACCCGGAGAGCGGCGAGCAAGCGCUCCCUGAUGUUGGCAUGCGAGACUUCGCGCUUGUGGAAGACCUGUCAGGACCCCUCAACCGAGGAGUUGUGAACGAAAACGGGUCACAAGUCUACCUUGACAAUGUCUUCUCCAAGACUUGGGAUGAUUGA